Nicotiana attenuata is the source of this 570-nucleotide messenger RNA. RefSeq lists its product as uncharacterized. The transcript has 4 exons. Lineage: Eukaryota; Viridiplantae; Streptophyta; Magnoliopsida; Solanales; Solanaceae. The record is from RefSeq and is a predicted model, not a curated record. The coding region runs from base 1 to 570 and encodes 189 amino acids.
AUGGACCAAUUGGAGAUGAUCAUUGCACAGGAAACAAGUAUUAGAAACUCAAUCAAUAGGUCUAAGUUGAGAAUGCCUCAUCGCACGGGUAGCAAGCCGAUUAGAGAAAUUAUUUACGAACUGGGAGGCAAAGGCGGUAAUCCACCGAACAUGGCGACUAUCUUCUUUGAGACUCGCAAGAAAAAUGACACGCUUGUAGAACCCGAAGCUAGUAAAAAAUAUGCUGAGAUAGAAGAACUGGUACAAUCUGAGCCAUCUCUUACGAAUAUCGAGGUAGUAGAAAGAUGCUUCAGACCUCAAAACAAGAGUCACGUGGUUGGAUUAGGGGGUGGUAUAACCACUAAGGAGUUGAAAUGGGGCAGCUCCUCAAAGGCUGCAAUACUGGCUGAGCUGAAUGCAACUCGAAAAGAAAAAGAAUCACUAGAUGCCAAGCUGAAUGCAACUAAAAAAAGCAAAAGAAUCACUAGAAAUACGAUGGACGACAUAGAUUCUAAGUAUGCACAUAUUAUAAGCUUACUGGGUGAUCAACCUUCAUCAGCACCAUCUUCAAGUCAACAAAGUACAAGCUGA